AUGAUGGACAAUUGGCAGUCGAACGACGUAGGGGACGAUUGGGAGUACGAGCGGCAACACAAAUGGUUUGAGGAUCGACCUGUCAUUCCCGUCCCCCCUGCGCCCGCACCGCCUGAACCAGAUGCGCCAAAAAUCCAACCCUCCGAUUCCGCACUAGCAACAAACGGUGCCAUCGCAUACGCCCUCCAGAUCGCUCCGAACAUCCUUCGAACAAGAUAUGACGCUUUUGGAGAGUUAGGCGUGCUCGGAUGGUGUGACGAGUUCCGCGAACUCAUCGAUGCCAUCAUCGAGACCGGCUUUGAAGGCGCCCUGUUCACAUCGACACGCGACAUCGCUCUUACGACAUGUCAUCAGCUGUUAAGGCUUGACAUUGACAUCAAGAUGCAGAUCAUCGUCAUAUACCUUUCGGCUCAGGUAGCGCGGCUUCGGCGGUUCCUAGAUGGCGACAUGCAGUACGAAGAUUACCCGGACUUAUCAUUCCCGAAGCCGUGAUGAAGGGCGGAUUUCACUGCCCCGGUUGUACAUAUCAUUGUUUAUAUUUUCUUCUUCUCCUCAAGCAUCUGUAUGAUUCUACAUAACCAUCACGUCUCCCGAU
Messenger RNA from Dacryopinax primogenitus, 595 nucleotides. RefSeq lists its product as uncharacterized. The transcript has 2 exons. The record is from RefSeq and is a predicted model, not a curated record. The coding region runs from base 1 to 492 and encodes 163 amino acids. NCBI's taxonomy places the organism in Eukaryota, Fungi, Basidiomycota, Dacrymycetes, Dacrymycetales, Dacrymycetaceae.